Amborella trichopoda is the source of this 1323-nucleotide messenger RNA. RefSeq lists its product as uncharacterized. Lineage: Eukaryota; Viridiplantae; Streptophyta; Magnoliopsida; Amborellales; Amborellaceae. The record is from RefSeq and is a predicted model, not a curated record.
UCAUGCGUCUCUCUCUUGUCUUGGUCUCCUUGUUUAUCUCUCUAGAAAUUCCGGGACUGGUUUUGCUCGGCCCUUGUUAACAGGGUUUUCCUGUUAAAGUUGGUUUCAUUGUAGAGAAUACCCAAAUGUAAUAGGGUUUUGUUGUUAAAGAUAUUAUAGGAAAUGUUAACACCCAAAUUUAACGAGGUCAAGUUGAACAUUCAUAGGGUUGUUGUCUAGUUUCUUAACAGGGUCAAGUUGGUUGAUUCUGCUCAUUUGAUUGGAGAAUCAUUCAUAGGUUUGUGGUCUAGUUUCUUAUUUGUUUCAUCAAAUUUUCCGCAUUUUUGGUCCUUUUUCCAAGACUGGCGUGGUCGUGUAGGCCGUUCUAUCAACAGUUCUCCCUCCUUUUCCAACGUUGAAUUAUUGUGGUUUCUAACAAACUCUACAGAAGCACAACAUGGAUGUGGACAAAGAACCAACCAUGGAAGAAACUAUCUUAGUUGGUGAGGAUCUCAUGUUGGGACCGCCCUCUCCUCUUAUACCACCAGAGAUUGCUUCUCAUGUACUUGAAGGUGUUGAUUUAUGCGAUGGGAUCCUAAGGAAUCUUUUCUUAUGUCUGCAAGUUAAUGACAUCGAACCUUUUUGUCAAGACGAGAUUGUGUUAUAUCGACAAUGUGCUGAAAAGAGGGAUAAGGAGCUGAGACAAAAGCUUCAAGAAAGUGAAAGGAAAUUGGGACUCUCAAUGCCUUGGGAUGAAGGAAAGGACAGAGCUGCUCAACUUCAUUCUCAAGUUGAAUUGUUGGAGAGGCGUAUGAUUCUUGCAAGUGGAGUAGCGGGAAUGGAAGGAUUUCGUCAGCGAUGGAGUUUGCAUGGACAGCUUCAAGAUACAAAGAGCAGAUUGGAAUCGCUGGAACAAGGAUUGGAAAUGAGAAAGAAGGAAGAGCCUGAAAAUUCAAGCACUAAAAAGAGGUGGUUCUUCGGUUAGAUAUAUUCCUGAAAUAUGAUGAAUUUUAUGAUGUAGUAUCAUUUCACACGGAUCAUUCGGACCAUUAUUGUGUUCUAUGAAAACCUCUGGAACUCAACAUUGAAGAAAGAAAACAUAUAUAUUCGUCAGAAAAAAAAAAAAAAAAAAAAACAAAAAAAAAAAAAAAAAAAAGAAGAAAGAAAGAAAGAAGAAGAAGAAUAAUGAUUUAUUUAUCAUUUGAGAGAAUGAUUAAUUUUUAAUUUCAGUACAUGGUCUUUCUUACGUUUGUGGAUAGUGGUUAUCAUGACUCCAUUUAAAUUUUUUUUUGUGUACAAGCACCACUGGUUGCCAUGGGAAUUCCUUCCUUGAUUUUAUCUCAC